Molecule: messenger RNA, 879 nt
Organism: Schistocerca gregaria
Lineage: Eukaryota; Metazoa; Arthropoda; Insecta; Orthoptera; Acrididae
Exons: 1
Coding region: 1-879 (292 amino acids)
Biological process (GO): post-chaperonin tubulin folding pathway; tubulin complex assembly
Cellular component (GO): cytoplasm
Source: RefSeq, a predicted model, not a curated record
AUGGUCAACGAUACCGAUGACGACAUAUGUUCGACUGUAGAUGACAUAGAGAAGUACAAAGCAAAAUUUCGUAAGUUGUCGACUGCGCUUGAUAAACUGAUAUUAGAUGAAGUGGAACCAAUAUCGGCUGCUCGGUUAAAUGCGCUAUUUGAUCGAUGGAUCCAGGUGAAAAAAACGUUUGAAAAAAUGUGCUUUUGGCUUUCAGAGUUUGACUUGAAACAAUAUCAAGGUGAGAUUGAUGCACUAGAAGGAAGGUUAGCAAAAAUGCGAAAAAUCCAUUUUUCUUUCAAGCAUAAGAUUGACCUGAUUCAAAAACCUUUGAAGGAGAGUUGUAUAGAAGCAAAACCUGAUGGAAACAGUAACAAAGAACAAAUAAGACAUGGAACGAUCGAAGGGGUGACAAACGAAGAAAUUGUCUUAGAUAAUCAGAGCAGGCACCUGAAUGAUCACGGUGCUCAAAACUAUGUAUUGAACCGCCUCGAAAAUUGUGUUGUCUGGAUACUAGAUGAGAUUUUUUCACUAAAACUAAUGAAUUUGAAAAACUGCAAAGUUUAUGCCAUACCAAUCAAUGGAAGUGUUUUGGUAGAAAAAUGUGAGAAAAUCACAUUGCACUUGGCCGCCAGACAAUUGAGAAUUCAUGAGACAAAAUACGGCGAUUUUUACAUUUGCACGCACACCUUUCCGGUGAUAGAAAACUCGAGGCAUCUGAGAGGAGCGCCAUAUAACUUGAAGGGAGAAAGAGUAAAAAAAUUAUUGCAAAAGUACAGGCUCAACACGGAGAAUGAAUCUUGGAAGCACGUUCGUGACUUCGGCUACUCAGAGCCGAGCUGGACAGUUAUCCCGCAAGAUCAAAUAAAAGCCGUUGAAAAAGAAAUGUGA